Messenger RNA from Sus scrofa (pig), 4729 nucleotides. It is a transcript of the gene G3BP2, whose product is annotated as G3BP stress granule assembly factor 2. Gene Ontology annotation, cellular component: cytosol; ribonucleoprotein complex. Lineage: Eukaryota; Metazoa; Chordata; Mammalia; Artiodactyla; Suidae. The record is from RefSeq and is a predicted model, not a curated record. Gene Ontology annotation, molecular function: mRNA binding.
CUGCUGGCCUCAACCACCCACGUGGUCGGAGCCCGGCCCUGCCGGCUGGAGAGGAUCCGAAUAGUGUACGCGUUUUGGCUUGCAGGGUUUUUAAUUGUCACCGAGUGGGGUUUACUGUAGGCUGUCAAAUCAGGAGUCGUAUUUUGUUGAGUGGAAAGUGAAAUUUACCUUCGGCCGACGUGACAGAGCCUGUGCCCUCUGCUGAUUUUCCACAUCUGUCCGUGGGCGUGUCAUUGGCUGCUCCUGACAACUGCGAUAGCUCAACCCCGGGACUUCUCCCAGUAAUAAUCAAAAAGGACCAGACAGAUCGGUCUCCAAAAGUCAGCACAAAAGGCACAACGCUGCAGCGACCGGGCGCCUCUUCGGUCGCGAUCUCAAAGGGCGACGAGGCCGGAGCCCUGGGCAGGAGAAAGGCAGCCUCCUUGUGACGUCAAAUCAGCGGACUCUCGUCGAGGCUUCAGGCCGGUUCCGGUUCCCCGGCUUUCCGGGCGCGAGACAUUUGACAUAGCGCAGCAAAGAAAUGGUUAUGGAGAAGCCCAGUCCGCUGCUUGUAGGGCGGGAGUUUGUGAGGCAAUAUUAUACUUUGCUGAAUAAAGCUCCAGAGUAUUUGCACAGGUUUUAUGGUAGGAAUUCUUCCUAUGUUCAUGGUGGAGUAGAUGCUAGUGGAAAGCCCCAGGAGGCUGUUUAUGGACAAAAUGAUAUACACCACAAAGUAUUGUCUCUGAACUUCAGUGAAUGUCAUACUAAAAUUCGUCAUGUGGAUGCUCAUGCAACCUUGAGUGAUGGAGUAGUUGUCCAGGUCAUGGGUUUGCUGUCUAAUAGCGGACAGCCAGAGAGGAAGUUUAUGCAGACCUUUGUUUUGGCUCCUGAAGGAUCUGUUCCAAAUAAGUUUUAUGUUCACAAUGAUAUGUUUCGUUAUGAAGAUGAAGUAUUUGGUGAUUCUGAACCAGAACUUGAUGAAGAAUCAGAGGAUGAAGUAGAAGAGGAACAAGAAGAAAGGCAACCAACUCCAGAACCUGUGCAGGAAACUAACAGUGGUUACUAUGAAGCUCACCCUGUGACUAAUGGCAUAGAGGAGCCUUUGGAAGAAUCCUCUCAUGAACCUGAACCUGAGCCAGAAUCUGAAACAAAGACUGAAGAGCUGAAACCACAAGUGGAGGAGAAAAACUUAGAAGAAUUAGAGGAGAAGUCUACUUCUCCUCCUCCUGCUGAACCUGUGUCUCUGCCACAGGAACCACCAAAGGCUUUCUCCUGGGCUUCAGUGACCAGUAAAAACCUGCCUCCUAGUGGUACUGUUUCUUCCUCUGGAAUUCCACCCCAUGUUAAAGCACCAGUCUCACAGCCGAGAGUGGAAACUAAACCAGAAGUUCAGUCUCAGCCACCUCGUGUGCGAGAACAACGACCUAGAGAAAGACCUGGUUUCCCUCCUAGGGGACCAAGACCAGGCAGAGGAGAUAUCGAACAGAAUGAGUCUGACAACCGUAGAAUAAUUCGAUACCCAGAUAGUCAUCAACUCUUUGUUGGUAACUUGCCACAUGACAUUGAUGAAAAUGAACUGAAAGAGUUCUUCAUGAGUUUUGGAAACGUUGUAGAACUUCGCAUCAAUACCAAAGGUGUUGGGGGAAAGCUUCCAAAUUUUGGUUUUGUGGUUUUUGAUGACUCUGAACCAGUUCAGAGAAUCUUAAUUGCAAAACCAAUUAUGUUUCGAGGGGAAGUACGUUUAAAUGUGGAAGAGAAAAAGACAAGAGCUGCCAGAGAGCGAGAAACCCGAGGUGGUGGCGAUGAUCGCAGGGAUAUUAGGCGCAAUGAUCGCGGUCCUGGAGGUCCCCGUGGAGUAGUGGGCGGUGGAAUGAUGAGGGACCGGGAUGGAAGAGGACCCCCUCCAAGAGGUGGCAUGGCACAGAAACUUGGCUCUGGAAGAGGAACCGGGCAGAUGGAAGGCCGCUUCACAGGACAGCGUCGCUGAAGCUCCACUGUUGGCAAAGUCUUGGCAGUGGUACAUUAUUCAUCGUGUUUGCAUUCUUGUUAAUUUUUUUUGGCUUUGGAAUGUGACACAGCCUUUUUGAUCAUUUCUUUGAUGUGAAAAGCAUCUUUGGUUAUCAGUUAAAUUGAGGUGGACAUUAUUUCCCCAAUUUUACAGCAGGAUUCGCAUUGUUAAUUUAUAAAUCUAGACUUGGAGAAUUAAGGACUGAGAAAUGACCAUAUCUUAAACUGUCUACAACAAAAUGAACUUAAGAGGACACGCCCAACUGAAUUCAGGUCCUUUGAGUCAAAAAAAACCCCCUCUGCUGCACAUUUUGUUUAAGUGUUACUGUUUCUACCUGUUAAUGUUGGAAACACAAAUAGUGCAAUUUGUGCAAUUGGAGAAUCUUGCCUUUUUUCUUGGCUCCCCCCAAAAAUACAAACCAACAGAAACUUGUUAUGCACUCAUCAAAAUGCACUAAUGGGUACUCUGAACUCAUUAACAUUGACAUCUGCAACAGGAGGCAACAGGGGAAAAAAAUCUUUCAUCUUUUUUUCCAGUAGAGCGUAGUUUGUGAAAUGAUGAGGGCAUUUUAUCUGCUUGCUGUGACCAGCGUGUGUACACAUAAACCUUAACAAGACUACAAGUAUAUUCCAGAAGGAAAUCAUUUAGUUAUGAACUAAACAAAAAUCAGAACUUCAAAUGCUAUGGUCUUGAAUAUUAGACCAGAUUUAGUAGCUCCAUAUCUCAGAUUUUUCUACCUGCCCCUCUUCAGUACAGGGAUGGCUGGCUGCUCAACACACUCCUCCCCCUUUUCCUUUCUUUAAGCUGUGUACAGUGAAAAUUUGUCUUUACUGUAUUUUUGUUCUCUGGUAAUGUAAAAAGCAUGAUGGUGCCUUCUAUUAAUACAUCAUUCCAGUCUUGCUGGUAAUUUUGUACAGUAUAGUGUAUGAAUUGCUGUGCUGCAAAGCCAAACAGCUGCAAAAUGUCGAAAAAUCAUUGAUGUGUAUAAAAAUUGCAGUAUCUUUAAAAUCAGUAAAAUCGACUAGCAUAAUUAUUUACCUUGUUCUUCAGUUAACAACUUUGUGUUCUCUGUGGGAGGGAGUCUUGUGUGUUUAGAGUUGGGGGAGAGAGAAGGAGGAGGAAGUCAGUUAUUUGAGUAAAUCUCUUGUUGACUUUUCUCUUGGCCUGAAUGUCAACAUUGAAGUGUAUCACUUGAAAGGUGUUUGGAAAAGUCAGAUCGACUUCUUGUACAUUUUUUAGCGACAUUUAAAAAGCAGUCAGAUUCCAUAAAUGGCAAGUAAACCCGAAGUGAGGAUACUGCAAUUUUCAGUGAAAGGAACAGCAGCUCUUAAGUGUUUGCAUUUUCUAUUUGGGGGGCAGGGAACGGUCAUUCAUUUUGCACAAUUCUUGAACUGAUGUCAGCACCCGAGUGGCUCUGAAUUUUAAGUCUGGGACAGCAUCUUUUAUUUUUACAUGAAUCUCUAAACAAUUCUGUGGGCAAAGUUUGUAGCUACUGGAUUAUUGUCUGUCUUUAGAGCAAGUUCCAGUAAACCGCAAGUAUGACAAAGGAUAUCCAGUUUAUGCUUGGAGCAUUCGGUACCUAUCAGUUUCUGAUGUUUCAGGCUAGGAGUGGGGUAAAUAAGUGUGACCACUUAAAGCUGCUGUUAGCAUGGAAGACUUCUCCAUUCUAUCUUAGUAAAAACAGACAAAAAAUGCACUUGACAUAAUAGCAAACUGGUUCUGAAUUAAGAGACUGUUUGCUAUUUAUUUAGUAAACUAGCAAAUGAUGCACAUAUUUUGCUUUUCAUGUACUGGGCAAUAUAAAUAAAAUUAAAUCUGUCCCUUUUUUCCCCCUUGAAUGAGGUCUUCCAUGUUUGAGGAAAAGUCUUGCACUAUUGCAUAUAUUUUGGGGACACAGAUUUCUCAGUUUCCAUUUUGGGGGGGGGGGGUUAAGCAUAUUUUUUUUCCUGUUUGAAUACUUUUACACUUUCUGAUGUAUAGUACUUGAAGUUCUUACCAGAAAAUUACUUUUGAAUUUUGAAGCCUUUAUUCAAACUGCUUUUAAAUAAGUGGUUUAUUGUCAGUGUUUCGUUUUGUUUUUUUAUAGCAUAUUCUUCCUCUUCUCUUUCUUUUUUUUCUCCUUCCCGUUUAUAUAUGUCUGUGUGUAUAUGUGUGUGUGUAUACACAAACACACAAAUUAUAUAUUAUAUAUAUAUAUAUAUAUAAUUUCCAAUCCAAGAUAUUGCCCUGCCACCCAUGAAAACUGUUCUGGCACCAAAAGUAAUGAUCAAUGUUAAGUGUAAUAGGUAAAUUAAAGCAAAGAGCCAUUCAGCUUCAGUCUUUACGUACCAUGAAUAAAACAUAAGAACAUCACAUGGAGAAGUUUACAUGGUGAUUGUUCACCUGCAGUACUGUGGACUUUUUAACAUUUUGUCCCUUUUCAGUGAACCAGAGUAAAAAUAUUCAUCUACCAUUACUGUUAUUUGCUGUUUUCCUUUUUUCUUUCCUUUUUUUUUUUUUUUUUUUCUGGAUGGUAAUAUUCUAUUCUAUCCUUAUGACACUAUUGCAACCAAAUUGGCUUUACCAUCUUGGCUUUAGUAGGUAUAGAAGACAAUGGAUUACCAUCUUUAUUGCUGUAAUGUGUUAAGCAUUAUAUGCUAGUAGUAUCUAGUUUAAUUGUUUCAGGUGGAAAGUAUUCUUUGAGUUUCCAUUUUGAAUGUGUUUGGACUAAACAAACAAUAAACUACUGAUGUCUGCAGCAUU